CGCCAUGUGAAGCUCAUACUCCGCAUUCCUGCGAAAUGCAUGAGCGACGAUGAGUCGGCUUACGAGGAUUCGGUGGAUCCACAUGAUGGGAAGAAGACACAACAUCUGAUCUUCCCUCCGCAGUUCAACAUCGUGAAUGCCUCCUGGAUGAGUGAAGAAUUGCGCAAUCUCCUCCACUCUAUCGAUUACGUGGCCCGCACGGGGCACAGGAAGGGGGGAAGUGUACCACGCAAGAGAGCACUGCCGACAUCGGGUGCUAAUGAGGUCGACAAGGAGGCUCCUCGAGGUCUUCCUAAGUCCUGCUACGAUCCCGCAUGGCUACGAUCUCUGAACGAUGGUGAGAAAGACGGACUGAAAAUGGGUGACGCGCCCUAUGAUUUCUCGCUCUAUGAUGAGCCCAACAGACAAGUCGGCGACUAUCCGUGGCCAUAUUUAGGGGAAGACAACGAUUCCGAUAGCAAAGACAGCGAUUCCGAUGGCAAUAAUGAGGAAGAAGACUUCACGGAAGGUGGGGGUAUUAGCCUCGUCGUGCAUGCCGAUGCUAAUUGA
Messenger RNA from Epithele typhae, 549 nucleotides. RefSeq lists its product as uncharacterized. The annotation marks the transcript as partial. The record is from RefSeq and is a predicted model, not a curated record. The transcript has a single exon. NCBI's taxonomy places the organism in Eukaryota, Fungi, Basidiomycota, Agaricomycetes, Polyporales, Epitheliaceae.